This is a messenger RNA of Vicugna pacos (alpaca), 2942 nucleotides long. NCBI's taxonomy places the organism in Eukaryota, Metazoa, Chordata, Mammalia, Artiodactyla, Camelidae. The record is from RefSeq and is a predicted model, not a curated record.
CUCGGAGUGAGCUAGCUGCUUCUCAGGCCAGGCACGACAGCAGUGCUAGCAAAUUUGAGAAAGCAGGAAACAGCCACUGCAUGCAGAGCUGCCAGCCUUACAACUCCCCUGGCUAGUCUUCCCAGCAGCUGUGUAGCCAGAGACUCUUGGUACCGUGGUCACAUCCCUCCUCAAAAGUGAACGGUCACCGUUGGCGACAUUGGGAGGAAGCCGUGAUGUUGCAGAUGCUGUGGCAUUUUCUGUCUAGCUUCUUCCCAAGGGCUGGGUGCCAAGGAUCCAGAGAGGGGAGUGAUAACGAAGUCACAGGCACCCCGGCUCCAGCUCGGGGAGACCAGAUGCCAAGCUUUUUGGGGAAACAGAACGGAAGGGCUGAGGCCACGGAAAGGAGACCCACCAUUUUGCUGGUGGUCGGACCUGCAGAGCAGUUUCCUAAGAAAAUUGUACAAGCUGGUGACAAAGACCUCGAUGGACAGCUAGACUUUGAAGAAUUUGUCCAUUAUCUCCAAGAUCACGAGAAGAAGCUGAGGCUGGUGUUCAAGAGUUUGGACAAAAAGAAUGAUGGGCGGAUUGACGCGCAGGAGAUCAUGCAGUCCCUGCGGGACCUGGGAGUCAAGAUAUCUGAACAGCAGGCAGAAAAAAUUCUCAAGAGAAUACGAACGGGCCACUUCUGGGGCCCUGUCACCUACAUGGACAAGAACGGCACCAUGACCAUCGACUGGAACGAGUGGAGAGACUACCACCUCCUGCAUCCCGUGGAAAACAUCCCCGAGAUCAUCCUGUACUGGAAACAUUCCACGAUCUUUGAUGUAGGUGAGAAUCUGACAGUCCCCGAUGAGUUCACAAUGGAGGAGAGGCAGACGGGGAUGUGGUGGAGACACCUGGUGGCCGGCGGUGGGGCGGGGGCCGUAUCCAGAACCUGUACGGCCCCCCUGGACAGACUCAAGGUGCUCAUGCAGGUCCAUGCCUCCCGCAGCAACAACAUGUGCAUCGUGGGUGGGUUCACCCAGAUGAUUCGAGAAGGAGGGGCCAAGUCACUCUGGCGGGGCAACGGCAUCAACGUACUCAAAAUUGCCCCCGAGUCGGCCAUCAAAUUCAUGGCCUAUGAGCAGAUCAAGCGCCUAGUUGGGAGUGACCAGGAGACGCUGAGGAUUCACGAGAGGCUUGUGGCAGGGUCCUUGGCGGGGGCCAUCGCCCAGAGCAGCAUCUACCCGAUGGAGGUCCUGAAGACCCGGAUGGCCCUGCGCAAGACAGGCCAGUACUCGGGCAUGCUGGACUGCGCCAGAAAGAUCCUGGCCAGAGAGGGCAUGUCUGCCUUCUACAAGGGCUACGUUCCCAACAUGCUGGGGAUCAUCCCGUAUGCGGGAAUAGACCUGGCCGUCUACGAGACGCUCAAGAAUGCCUGGCUGCAGCGCUAUGCGGUGAACAGUGCAGACCCCGGCGUUUUUGUGCUCCUGGCCUGUGGCACCAUGUCCAGCACUUGCGGCCAGCUGGCCAGCUACCCACUGGCCCUGGUCAGGACACGGAUGCAGGCCCAAGCCUCCAUUGAGGGCGCCCCGGAGGUGACCAUGAGCAGCCUCUUCAAACAGAUCCUGCGGACCGAGGGGGCCUUUGGCCUGUACCGGGGGCUGGCCCCCAACUUCAUGAAGGUGAUCCCCGCCGUGAGCAUCAGCUAUGUGGUGUACGAGAACCUGAAGAUCACCUUGGGCGUGCAGUCGCGGUGACGGGAGGGAGGGCAGCUCCACCUGCGGACUCGCUGAUCCUGGGCCUGCAGCCCUGGGAUGUGUAGCCAUCUCAUUCUGUGAAUGUGCCAACACUAAGCUGACUUAAGCCAAGCUGUGAAAACCCUGGGAUGCGCCUGCCCAGGAGAGGGGAAGAGCUGGCAGGCCCACUGGGUUUGUCCUGCUGUCCCUGGCCGACCCCUCUGUCUGUUCCAGGAAGACCCUUGGGCAUCCCUUGGGGUCCAGGGCUCAGCAGGACACAGGCUCAUGCGCGUGGGGACAGAAUGUUUCCUGCAGUGCCUGCCAAGCAGCAAAGCUGGGAGGCCAGCUUAGUUUUUUCAUCGUGUCCUCGCGGCCUGACCAUUGGCGCCGGCCACCUUCUGGGCUGCUGGGCAUCUUCCCCAGGCCCACCUUGCUUCCUUCUUCGCUGCUGUUUCAAAUGGUAGAGGGAGGGCCACUAGCCCACUCCCCACGCCCUCCUCACUCCUCUCUCCUCAGUCUGUGGGGAAGAGUUGUUCUACCUGACUUAACUCCGACUUCCUGACCUACAGCCUUGCUGCUGGCUGGGUUGUGCAGGGGAGGGGGAGGAGUCUGGCUUCUGAGCUCCCCCAUCUGAGCCCUGCUAUUGGCUUCUGGGCUGCCUCUGAUGGGCACCUGGAUGCGCAUGUGCCUGAGGUGGGCAAGGGGCUGCCUGGCAUCCUGGCGCAUGGCUGCACGGAAGGGCCUCCGCUCCCGGCUGCCGGGGGCUCCUGGGGCUCUGAGCUGGCCCCAGCCUCCAUCAGGACUGGCACCAGCUCAGAACCAACUCCCUGUCCCCGCACUGGCAUGAGGGCAGCGGGCGUUGUGUUGGAGCAGGAAGGGCAGUUUCUGCUCCAAGUCUGCGUGCCCUGUUGAGAAAGAAAAGGUGUUCAAGGCCUUAAUUAUGUAUUGUUGGGAAAAGGGUUUUGUUCAGAAAGACAAGCUGGACAAAUUUGCAAGUUCCGUUCUUCCAGAGGGAAGACAAAGGGAGCCGAUGGCUUGGCCGAUGCAUUAAAGUCUGUUUCUGACGCCCCGGGGGGUUCGUGUCCAAUCCCAACGGGGACAAAGUGGGACCAGCCUCUCAUUCCACUGAUGCAACAUAUCACACUGCUUGGAGCCUAUUUAUUUCGUAUUUAUUUGAACAGAGUUAUGUCCUAACUAUUUUUAUAGAUUUGUUUAAUUAAUAGCCUGUCAUUUUCACGUUCA